Darwinula stevensoni is the source of this 1716-nucleotide messenger RNA. Lineage: Eukaryota; Metazoa; Arthropoda; Ostracoda; Podocopida; Darwinulidae. The record is from the annotation of a GenBank genome assembly.
AUGCCAGGAGCAGUGGUGACGGCCUGGGGCAUCCGUAAGGCCAUCAGCUACGCCUUCUGCCCGAGUCUGGCCAAGUUCCUGCCGACCACCAUCGGAGAAUUCCUGCGAACUAGCGCCGAGAAACACGGCCAGAAACCCGCUUGCAUAUCAGUGUAUCAGGACACGGUGAAGACGUUCGAAGAUAUCCACAAGGAAUCGCGUCUACUGGCAGCGGGGUUUCUGGCGACGGGGCUGAAGCCGGGUGAUCGGAUCGGGAUAUGGGGGCCGAAUUCCUACGAGUGGUAUCUCACCAUGAUGGCGGCUUCGACGGGCGGUUUGGUUCUCGUCAACGUGAAUCCCGCCUAUCAAGUCUCGGAAUUGGAGUAUUGCAUCAACAAGGUCGGCAUCAAGGCUCUGGUGAGUGCCGAGCAAUACAAGAGCCAGGAUUACUACAGCAUGGUGGCCCGGAUCGCCCCAGAGUUGGAAAAGUGCCUCCCGGGUGAGAUCCAAGCCAAGAAGUUGCCUUCUCUAAAGUCAUUGAUGAUGAUUUCCGAAAAGGAGCUCCCUGGGACAUUUCGAUUGGAGCACGUGAUGGAGAUGGGCGAGGAACAGAAGAACCAGGAACAUCUGGACGAGUGUGAAGUUCGAGUGCAAUUCAGUGACCCUUGCAACAUUCAAUUCACGUCGGGGACGACGGGGAAACCUAAAGCAGCCACUUUGUCGCACUUCAACAUCUUGAACAAUGCUUAUUUUGUGGGUCGUCGGAUCGGAUACGACCAACGCCCGCCUGUGAUCUGUCUCCCCGUUCCUCUUUAUCAUUGCUUUGGUUGUGUUUUGGGUGUUCUGGCUGGUCUCAUUCACGGCGGUACCGUGGUUCUGCCCUCUCCCGGAUUUGAUCCCCAAGCAGCCUUGCAGGCGGUGCACUCUCAUCGUUGUAAUUCCAUCUAUGGCACUCCUACCAUGUUCGUGGACAUGCUUCUUGUGAAUGACUUUAACUCGUACGACCUGAAGUGCCUUGAAACUGGGGCCAUGGCUGGGUCACCUUGUCCCGAGCCGUUGGUUAGAAAAGUCAUCAAGGAGAUGCACAUGGAACGCUUCUCCAUUUUCUUUGGCAUGACCGAAACGAGCCCGUGUUCGUUCCAGACUUUCCCUGACGAUUCGGUGGAAAUUCGUUCGACCACAGUGGGCAAGCCCACCGACCACGUGGAAUGUCUUCUGGUCGACGACAACGAAAAAGUCGUGAACCAGGGGGAUAUGGGAGAGAUCUGGAUCCGAGGUUAUUGCAAUUUCUUGGGAUAUUGGGGGGAUGAGGAAAAGACAAAGGAGAUACUGACCCCUGCCGGCUGGCUCAAGACCGGAGACCUAGGGAUCCUCGAUGAGAGAGGUUAUCUUCGUAUCAUCGGUCGGAAGAAGGACCUUAUCAUCCGGGGUGGGGAAAACAUUUACCCCAGAGAGAUCGAGGAAUUCCUUCACACGCAUCCCGAAAUAGCCGAGGCCCAAGUCGUUGGGGUUCCGGACCCGAGAAUGGGCGAAGAGAUAUGUGCUUGGGUUCGACUCAAGGAGAAUCGCACAGUGCUGCCCGAAGAAAUCCAUGCCUACUGUCGAGGGAAGAUCUCUCAUUUCAAAAUCCCUAAGUAUAUCCUCAUUAAGGAUAAGUUCCCAAUGACAGUCACAGGGAAAAUACAAAAAUAUGUGAUAAAAAAUAUGACCAUCGCCGAACUCGGUCUUCAGCAAUGA